AUGAAUUUAGUGGAUUUCCAACCAUCAACUAUAGCUGCUGCAGCAGUUCUCGCUGCAUGGGAUGCAAGGUUGACUAAAAGGUUGGUGGAAUCCAAGACGAGUCUACUCUCGUGCUGUGGAUCGUUGGACGCCGAGUAUGUGUUCGCCUGCUACAGUCUCAUUGUUCUCGAGUCACACAAGGAGAAGGCGAGAGCAGCGACGUUUCUGGCUUCAUCCGGGACAUCACCUGCAAACUGUGAGAGCACCACCGACACCGGCACCGGCUGCACUGUCUCUCUUGCGACGACAAGCAGCAAGAGAAGAAGGUUGCAAUGA
Molecule: messenger RNA, 315 nt
Organism: Musa acuminata AAA Group (dessert banana)
Lineage: Eukaryota; Viridiplantae; Streptophyta; Magnoliopsida; Zingiberales; Musaceae
Product: cyclin-D5-1-like
Exons: 2
Coding region: 1-315 (104 amino acids)
Source: RefSeq, a predicted model, not a curated record